AUAAAUGCUGAGCCUAUUUGGAUGUUUGAAUUUGAUGAAUUAAUUUGAAAAAUCUUGAGAAAUUUACCUGGAUUACAUUUUGCUGUUUGAAUUACGAAACUAAACUCAAAAAGAACACGAAUCAUCAGUAAUAAACAUACAAAUAGAAAUUUUCUGUUUGGUAACCAACACGUGUAUGUAGAGCAGGUGCUGAAAAAUUGCAAAGUUUCUGAAUUCUGGGGUUGAUUUUGGACCAUCCAAAUAUUAAAAUUUAAAGAUACCCCUUUUAGCCUACGCGGCGUCUGCUCCAUCGCGUUUCAAAACUUUAUGUUUCAUCCUCUGCUAACACGAGGCGUCUCUUCUCAACAAUGCUCCGUUCCUCUGCGUCUCACCACCGUCAAAAAAUAACAACCGCCGUCCUCCUCCAUCCAAUGACCACUACACGUUCCCUUUCCACCGCCAAUCCCACCACCCGUCUUCCUGAAUCGUACACAGUCACACCUCCAAUCAAGCCCUGGCCCCAACGCCUCUACCCUAAACGCCUCGUCUCGAUGAUCACCCGCCAACAAAAUCUGGAUCUUGCCCUCCAAAUCUUCGACUACGCUGGCAAAUAUCACCCCGGUUUCUCCCACAAUUACGACACCUAUGAUUCCAUUAUCCAUAAGCUCUCUCGAGCUCGCGCCUUUGGCCCCGUGGAAGACUUGCUUUUUGACUUGCACAAAGCCAAAAUCAAAUGUGGAGAAAAUAUGUUCAUCACUGUUAUCCGCAACUACGGCCUUUCCGGCAAGCCCGACUUGGCCCUCAAAACUUUUAUCCGCAUCCAAGAUUUUAAAGUACAGCGUUCAGUGAGAUCGCUAAAUACACUAUUGAAUGCUUUCGUGCAAAACAAACGGUAUGAUUUAGUGCACGCUGUGUUCAAGAAUUGCCGGAGCAAGUAUGGAGUUGUGCCUAAUGUUUUCACUUGUAACAUUUUGAUUAAGGCACUUUGUAAGAAGAAUGACAUGGAAGGUGCAACUAAGGUUUUAGACGAAAUGCCCGCCAUGGGUAUGAUCCCAAAUGUCGUCACUUAUACAACAAUUUUAGGUGGUUACGCUUCGCGUGGUGAUAUGGUUAAUGCUAAGAGGGUUUUUGGUGACCUUUUCGAUAGAGGGUGGUUGCCAGACGCAAUAACAUAUACGAUCUUGAUGGACGGGUAUUGUAAACAAGGAAGAUUAGUCGAUGCUAUUAAAAUCAUGGAUAAUAUGGAUGAGAAUGGUGUGGAGCCAAAUGAUGUUACUUAUGGGGUUAUGAUCGAGGCAUUUUGCAAAGAGAAGAAAGCAGGUGAAGCACGUAACAUGCUUGAUGAUAUGCUCGAGAGAAAGUAUAUACCGAGCUCUGCUCUUUGUUGCAAGGUUAUUGAUGUGUUGUGUGAAGACGGGAAGAAGGUAGACGAGGCUUGUGAAUUGUGGAAGAGGAUGUUAGAGAAGAACUGCACGCCAGAUAAUGCAAUAACGAGCACACUCAUACAUUGGCUUUGUAAGGAGGGGAAGGUAUGGGAAGCAAGGAAACUGUUUGGUGAGUUUGAGCGGGGUUCGAUCCCAAGUCUUUUGACAUAUAAUACGCUUAUCGCGGGGAUGUGUGAGAGAGGAGAGUUGAGUGAGGCGGGAAGGUUAUGGGAUGAUAUGGUGGAAAAGGGUUGCAAGCCUAAUGCUUUUACAUAUAAUAUGCUGAUUAAGGGGAUUUCUAAGGUUGGAAAUGCUAAGGAGGUUAUUAGGAUUCUUGAGGAGAUGUUGGAUAAAGGAUGCGUGCCUAAUAAAUCCACUUAUGCUUUGUUGAUUGAGGAGUUAUGUGCAAAGGGGAUGGAAGAAGAAAUAGAAAAGGUUGUUUCGAUGGCCAUGGCAAGUGGAAGAAUUGAUAGUGAUUCUUGGGAACUCUUCUUAGACAAGGUCGUAGGUAAUCUGGAUAGAGGGACAGAUGCUCUUGAUGGACUGUUAGUGGAGAAUGCCUAGUAGAUAUCUGCCUUGUGUACUUCAUUAAGAGUGCUAAACAUGCAAAGUUAUCUUUCCUGCACAUUCUGUUUCAUACUUAAGUGAAAAUUAUUUGAAGAGGACUGGAUACUGAAGCUGCUCUUGAAAAAUUAUUAUUUAAAUUGCUGCUACUUGGAGCUGAUAGUUCGGUAAAAAAACCAAUGCAAUGUUUCCUGCUGCUCCAUACGUAUGCCUAAAUAUUCAAUACAUUCAGGGAAUUGGCGUGUUACUUAAGCUUAGAUUUCAGUAUACAGUAGCAGUUUCUGUGUCAGUUUGGGUUUCACUAAAAAGAGGUUUCAGAAUAGUUUGUUACGUGGCAGAAGCAGUGUCUAGGGAAUUUUUAUGUUCAGCCUUCCCUUGCCUGGUGAACCAGAGGGCAGAAACACGAGGAAUUUGAACCCGUUAGGCUUCUUAAGAAAUGCACUUUUGCGCUCGUUGAUUUUAAAGAGCGCAUGUAACUUAGUGAAUGGGUUGGCAGGUUUCAAGUAUAUGACCAGCAGAAAUAUGUGAUCGGUUAAGAAGCUAUGUUGAAUUUGUAGCUUCUGCAUUAAGAUAUUUCUAUUCAAGACCAUGGCCUGAUAUUUUCUCAAUCCUUGAAAUGACGGGCUGCGCACAUUACAAUGUGAGGACGUGACUCUCCGGCUUUUUAAUUAUUGAGAAAAUGCGUUUUCUUUGAAUUAGACUGCAAAUAGAAGAAAAUAUAUGCAGAAGAAGAAGACACGGCAUUUCAUGUUGUUUGUGGAUUAUCUUAAUUGUUUCCUCCUUAAAAGUUCAUCCUUUCACGAGAAUCUAUAUUAAUUUUGUGA
Messenger RNA from Hevea brasiliensis (rubber tree), 2791 nucleotides. Its product is annotated as pentatricopeptide repeat-containing protein At5g16420, mitochondrial. The transcript has a single exon. The coding region runs from base 348 to 1967 and encodes 539 amino acids. Gene Ontology annotation, molecular function: protein binding. The record is from RefSeq and is a predicted model, not a curated record. NCBI's taxonomy places the organism in Eukaryota, Viridiplantae, Streptophyta, Magnoliopsida, Malpighiales, Euphorbiaceae.